GGUUUGGGUUGAUUGUCAUGGAAGGAAGGUGGGAGUGAAUGAACAAUGACUCAGUAGAUGACUUAGCAUGAGUGAGGUUGAUAUAUAAGAGAUGUGGACCUCGCGCGCCUCACUCAACCCACACACUAACUGGCCACUGGACGACCCCAUACUGAUCAUCAUAUCCAAAUACAUCUCUCUUCCACACUCACUCCAGCCGUCCAUUCCUAUAGAAGGUGGAGGAAGGGAGACCCAGAGGACGGUGGAGAAUGGGAGUGGAACGCAGGAGACGAGGAACGAGGAACUGGAUGUGGUGUUGGGUUGUGAUCUGCCUUAUCCUAGGAGGGGUGACUGCUUCCCCCGUGGGUGACAUACUGGAAACACCCACUACCACCCCAGCUAUUGUCCCCAGCACCACCGACCCCAGCACCAACAGCCCUAGCACCACCGACCCCAGCGCCACCACCACCUCCUCAAUACAGCCCAAGAGGGACAAGCGAGGCUACGGCUUUACUGGAGGAAUUGGUCACUCGUUGUUGCAGCAGUUGGCCUCACAGUCUGGAGGUGUGGGUGGCCUCCAGUUCUUGUUGGGUGGCCACCAGGGUGGCCACCAUGGCCACUCAGCUGCUGACCUGGCCAGCCGAGCCGCUGGUAAGGCCACAGCUGCGGCAGAGUCGCAAGCGGAGGCAGCUUACAAGGCGGCACAAGAGGCUUCACGGAAGGUAGCGGCUAAGGCUUCCUCUGCGGCCCAGGAAGCUCAAGCUGCGGCUGCGGCCAAGUACGCAGAAGCCGCACAGCUGACGCAGGCUGCUCAACUAGCGCAGGCCAUUGUCUUCAAGGAAGCAGCUCAGACAGCGCAGACAAAGCGGACUGUGCAGGCAGCAGACAACAUCCAGCUCCUAGCACUCUCCCAGGUAGCCAUCCUCCAGCAGGCGCUGGGAGCAGCAGAAGCCCAGGCAGCAGUAGCUCAGCAGGUGCUGGCCUCAGCCACAGAUGCCUACUACCAGCAGAGCAAUAUGCUGAGCCAGGCACAAGCAGUAGCCAACAAAAUCAUACAGAAACAAACGCUAGCGGUGUCAGACUUGGCCAGAACUCAGGGAGCUGCCGAACAAGCUCAGGCAGCGGCCACUAAAGCUCUAUACACAGCUCAUCCAGCACGAGGCACAUCCUCAGUCUAUGGUAAACACUGACCUAUAUACACUAUACACAUUGGUGCCAUACCUCACCCUUCAAUGACGACAUACACACAGAUAUGUAGAUAAACAGCUCAGAGAACCGACAGGCUGAUAAAUUAGACACAGGUACAACACUUGGGUAUGUUUACUGUGGCUUCAACAGUCCUAUACAAAGAAUGGUGAAGAUCAGAAGGAGUCUGAGGUAAUCAGUCCCUCAGCCUGGAGUCGAUGUGAUCAGUCCAUCAGUCUUAAUAAAAACGCAACAUCUGGGCGAAGACUGAUUGCAUCUACUCCAGACUGAGGGAAUGAUCACCUCAAACACUCUGAUCUACACCAUUCUUCUCUGCACUGGACUGAUGAAGCCACAGUGGUGAAACGUGUCCACAACAAAGAUACCCAAGUGCUACACAUGUACUCACGUAGUUGAGGUUGCAGGGGUCGAGUCCCAGCUCCUGGCCCCGCCUCUUCACUGGUCGCUACCACACAAAUAAUACAGUUAAAGCCUCAUCCACUCACCUGGUGCUGACAAUCGUACACAACACAAACAAGGAAUUAACAUCAUGCAAGAAAUAUUUGAUUUAGAAAGAGACGUGAGCCAACACUAUGACGUUUUUAUUACAAAACGUUUCGGUUAGAAGUGAUUAAGGUCCCAGGACCGAAACGUUUUCUAAUGAAUAUGUCCUAGAUUACGUGUCUUGUUAAACCAAUGUGUGUGUAUCUGUCGCCAGGUACACACACAACGUAUGUCUUACUGCAAGGUUAAUAAUGUCCAUAGUGACCAGUCUCUCAACCAGACAAUCUCUCAACCAGACAAUCUCUCAACCAGACAAUCUCUCAACCAGACAAUCUCUCAACCAGACAGUCUCUCAACCAGACAAUCUCUCAACCAGACAAUCUCUCAACCAGACAGUCUCUCAACCAAUCUCUCAACCAGUCUCUCAACCAGUCUCUCAACCAGACUCUCAACCAGAUUCUCAACCAGACUCUCAACCAGUCUCUCAACCAGACUCUCAACCAGACUCUCAACCAGACUCUCAACCAGUCUCUCAACCAGACUCUCAACCAGACUCAACCAGACUCUCAACCAGUCUCUCAACCAGAC
Cherax quadricarinatus is the source of this 2256-nucleotide messenger RNA. Its product is annotated as antifreeze protein Maxi-like. Lineage: Eukaryota; Metazoa; Arthropoda; Malacostraca; Decapoda; Parastacidae. The record is from RefSeq and is a predicted model, not a curated record.